Toxotes jaculatrix (banded archerfish) is the source of this 4338-nucleotide messenger RNA. It is a transcript of the gene rbm25b, whose product is annotated as RNA binding motif protein 25b. Gene Ontology annotation, molecular function: mRNA binding. Gene Ontology annotation, cellular component: spliceosomal complex. Gene Ontology annotation, biological process: mRNA processing; regulation of alternative mRNA splicing, via spliceosome. The transcript is spliced from 17 exons. The coding region runs from base 162 to 2600 and encodes 812 amino acids. Lineage: Eukaryota; Metazoa; Chordata; Actinopteri; Toxotidae. The record is from RefSeq and is a predicted model, not a curated record.
ACGUAAUGCGCUUGCGUCAAUGUUUUUGAAGGCCCGUGACUAGCCAGCGUGCUAACCCAACAUACGGAUCGUUACAAACAUUUUCAUAAUUAAUAACCCCCAAGCUGUUUCUGCUUGGUUAUACGCCACCUGAUUCGGGGUCGGUCUGAUUCACACCCAGAAUGUCCUUCCCUCCUCAUUUAAACCGGCCGCUGUUGCCCCCUCCUGGUAUUCCCCCUCAGUAUGCUGGCUUCCCCUCAGGAGCUCCAAUGAUCCCAGUUCACAUGGGCAUCAUGACGCCCACCCCGGCAGUGAUGGUGCCUUCUGUGUCGGUGGUCAGUAAGCCUGCAGUUCAUAAGAAGGAAAUUGCUGACAUGCGAGCCAAAGAGAACGAUGAGAGCAGUGGCCCCACCACCACAGUGUUUGUGGGGAACAUAUCAGAAAAAGCUUCAGAUAUGCUGAUCAGACAGCUGCUGGCGAAAUGUGGAAUUGUUCUGAGCUGGAAGAGAGUCCAAGGAGCCUCUGGCAAGCUUCAAGCUUUUGGGUUUUGUGAGUACAAGGAGCCAGAGUCUACGCUGCGAGCCCUGCGGCUGCUUCAUGACCUGCAGAUUGGAGACAAAAAUCUCCUGGUGAAGGUGGAUGCCAAGACAAAAGCUCAGCUAGAUGAGUGGAAGGCUAAGAAGAAGACCGCGAAUGGGAAUAAAAAGGCUGAAGAUGGAGGAGAUGAAGAGGAAGAGGUUCUAGACGAGGAGACCAAGAAGAAAGAUCAGAUUAUUAAAGGUGCGAUCGAUGGCUUGAUGCGGGAAUAUGCUGCCGAGCUCAACGCACCUUCACAGGACGAGGACUCCCAGCGACGAAAGAGAAAAAAGGAGAAAAAAGAAGAGGAUGACAUUAACACCAUUGAUAUGGAGGAGGACAAGAGAGACCUGAUUUCCAGAGAGAUUAGUAAAUUUCGUGACACUCACAAGAAACUGGAGGAAGAGAAGGACAAGAGGGAGAAGGAGCGGCAGGAGUUUGAACGGGAAAGGAGGGAGCGAGAAAAAGAGCGAGAGCGGGAAAGAGAGCGGCGGGACCGCGAAAGGGAGAAGGAGCGAGAGCGGGAGCGGGAGAGGGAAAGGGAGCGAGAACGGGAGAGAGACCGAGACAAAGACCGUGACCGCAAGACCAGAGAAAGAGAGCGAGACAGAGACUGGGACAGAGACAGAAGCCGAGACAGGAGCACUGACCGCAGCCGAUCCAGGGAAGUGAGUCGAGACCGAGACAGAGAAAAGAAACGCGACCAAGAGGAUGAAGAGGAGGCGUAUGAACGCAGGAAGCUGGAGAGGAAACUCAGAGACAAAGAAGCAGCAUAUCAGGAGCGUCUCAAAAACUGGGAGCUCAGGGAGAGGAAGAAGGCACGGGAUUAUGCCAAGGAGACCGAGAGGGAAGACGAGCGCCGACGAGAAAUGGUGAAAGAGGGCAAAAGGCUAAAAGAGUUUCUUGAAGACUAUGAUGAUGACAGAGAUGACCCGAAGUACUACAGGGGCAGUGCACUGCAGAAGCGUCUCAGAGACCGAGAGAAGGAGAUGGAGGCGGACGAGCGUGACAGGAAGAGAGAGAAGGAGGAGCUGGAGGAAAUCAGACAGAGGCUGUUAGACGAGGGACAUCCAGACCCAGACGCAGAGCUACGCAGGAUGGAAGAGGAAGAGGAGGAGCGUCUGAGACAACCUCCCAUCAUCCAAGAGCCAGAGCCCGAGGAGGAACGGGAACGCCACAGGGUUCCACGAGACCACCGGGACCGUCGAGGGGAACAGGACAGAGGAGACGCCCGUUCAAGGCCCGCCCACUCAGACGACGAGGUGGAGGAGGGUGAGGAGGAGGACUAUGACAACGAUGAAGAUAACCCUGAUGCAAAACCGUGCCUGAAGCCCACGAUGCGGCCCAUCACAGCAGCACCCUCAGUGUCAUCGGCCAGUGGCAACGUGUCCCCCAACACACCCGGGGACGAGUCGCCCUGUGGCAUCAUCAUCCCCCACGAGAACUCGCCCCCAGAGGCCCUGCCACAGGAGGAACACCGGCCAAAGAUCGGCCUCAGCCUCAAACUCGGUGCCACAGGAAGCCCAAGUCAGCCCAACGUAGGUAAAAGGAAGAAGCUGCCCGUGGACAGCGUCUUCGACAAGUUCGAUGACGAGGAGGCCGACGAACAGCCCCGCAAGAGGAAACUGGUGCCGCUGGAUUACGACGAUGACAAGAGCCUCGGGGUGGACGGGGCCGGGCUCUCCAGCAUAAAGGGAGCUAAUGCCGAAGAGAAACGCAAACACAUUAAGAGCCUGAUCGAAAAGAUUCCCACGGCAAAACCUGAGCUGUUCUCCUACCCGCUGGACUGGUCGAUGGUUGAUACGACAUUAAUGGAACGACGUGUUCGGCCCUGGAUCAAUAAAAAGAUCAUUGAGUACAUCGGAGAGGAAGAGCCGACGUUAGUGGACUUUGUCUGCUCCAAGGUGAUGGCUCACAGUAUGCCACAGAGUAUCUUGGAUGAUGUUGCUAUGGUUCUUGAUGAAGAGGCUGAAGUCUUCAUUGUGAAGAUGUGGCGGUUACUCAUUUAUGAAACGGAGGCAAAAAAAAUUGGACUGGUGAAAUAAGUAAAUUAACCACUGAAUGAAGAUCAACUGUUUUUUGUUAUUUUGUUCUUUUCAUACAUAGUGUAUAAUAGUGUAGCGCGGUUAUGUCACCCCAAACUAAGCAACUUGUCCAUACCAGCACAGACUGUAACUGCAAAUUCUGCUCAUUCUCACAUUUGCACCAGUUGUUCACGUCUUGUCUAUUUUUGUCUCAGCAUACUCAGGCUGCAUUCACCUCUCCUCACUGUUUGCAGGUGCUGACUGUAUUGGUGUACUUUCGUGUAUAUACAGUACGUCAUUAUUUUACUAUGAUAAAAUAACUCUGAGAGAAAGCUGCUGACAGGCACCCAGGACUGUUGUUGUGUUACCAGAUAAUGCUUCUUGGUCCUAGACUUUUUGAUUUACAUACAUGCCAACACACAUUUUGUGGAAAAAGUCUGUCUGCAGGAUUGUGACAGGGAGCCAGUUUACUGGUCUUACAAGCUUUUCUUUAAAGUAACUAAGGUGUGAAAUCUGGCUUGGUUAAGCAGACAGACUUUACAGUAUGCAUAACUACAAUAAGGAUAUGAUUUUUUUACAGGGUUAUUUAUUCAGGGUUUUGGAUUCAGCUCCAACUUACUAACAUACUUUGCUUCAUUUUUCCUUGUCACAUUCCUGAUAAACGUGUUGGCAUGUUCCUAUCCUCAGACCUUCUCAAAAACACCUAGUUGUCAUUUGAAAUGCGUCUGACAGGACCCACAGAAUGUCUUAGGUGGUGACAUCCCAGCAGCCCCAAAAGCACACACACAUCAUGACCACUAUAGGAAAAUGAGCUAAGAACGGGAAAAAUGAUCUGAAGUUGUGAGGAUGCUGUCCAUUCGUUUUUGUAUCGGUGAACAUUUGAUUAAAAUUGAUUUUUGUAACUAACGGUAACUGCCUUUUGUUUUCCCUCAACCUUGUUUCCUUUUGCAGUUAGACAGUAGAAAUUUGGCAAAAUGUAUUACAGUUCCAAAACAGCUAGCAAUGUAAUUGAAACUACUGCAAGUGAAAAUUAAUUCUUGACCUUAGAAUCAGCACUUCACAAAUCCUUUGGUUAAUUUACCCAUUGAUCAGCGUGUAAGGUUAAGUCUACUUAACAGUCUACUCAUAACAGCAGACAAAGACGCAUUGAGAUCAAAACUUCCAGAACUUUAUUGAUGUCAUGUGAGCUAAACAAGAGCAGAUCUUGCCAGUAAAAACUCUAACUGGAAGAGAAACAGCAAAAAAUAAAGUCACCACUGACUGGUGCAAAGACAGACGAGCCUAUGCGUUUCCCCUUUAAUCAAUCACAUCCAGUGACCAGCCAGAGAUGAAGCGCCAUGGAUACUGAAGACACUGGGCUCUGAAGCAAAACGCAAGUGAAGGCCACUGCUUGUAAACAGCUUUUGUUUUUUUAGAAUUAUCAUUUAUUCAAAUCGGUGUACUUAAAAAUAGAAACUAUAUUGAUGUGUAAUUGGAAAUUUAACUCUCCAUGUGUCCAUGUCUGGAUACGAAAACAGUAUUUUGAGUGACUGUCCUCUGAGACAAACCCUGCUAAUGAACAAACCUGGAUGUUUGCCAAUGAACUAUUAACACCAGUUAAUGUUUGCAAUGUGAAAGUUAACAUCUGUUGGACCUAGUGACUGUGGCCAUGUCCGUCCACAUUUUCUCCAUUGAUGUUUUUCCCACCAGCCUUCUUCCAAUGAACAACUCUAGUCCUCUGCUUUGGCCUCCAUCUCCUCGUCGUCAUCAUCUCCGUCCA